Ectocarpus siliculosus is the source of this 847-nucleotide messenger RNA. The record is from the annotation of a GenBank genome assembly. NCBI's taxonomy places the organism in Eukaryota, Phaeophyceae, Ectocarpales, Ectocarpaceae.
AGGUGGGGCCAUGGCGCGAAAGGGAAGGAAAUGUGUCCCCAGCUACAUUUGCGUGGCGUAUGCAUCGCUUGGAGCACUCAGCCUGUGCGGGACGACAACAUCCUUCGUUUUGCGACAAAGCCUAAGGGUGACACCCACGGCAGGGCGGUACCUGCAUGCUUGCCCGCCUGCGGGACGACAGCGUCGAGAAGGCAAACCAAACGAGGCGACAAGGAAGGGCGCGGCAACCAUGGCCACCUCCGUACAGGUUUCUGAGCCGAUGACUCUAACUGAAAAGAUCAUCGCGAAAGCGUGCGAUCGGCAAAGCGUGGCACCGAACGACAACGUGUGGGUCAAAACGGACGUGUUGAUGACACACGACGUCUGCGGCCCUGGCACCAUCGGGAACUUCUACAAAGAGUUUGGUCCCAAGGCCAAGGUGUGGGAUCCAGAAGGCGUCGUCAUAAUCCCGGACCACUAUAUCUUUACAGCAGACCCCCGUGCUAAUCGCAAUGUUGACAUCCUUCGGGACUUCGUCAACCAACAGGAUAUCAAGUACUUUUACGACAUCACCGACCGCGGCAACUUCAAGGCAAACCCGGACUACAAAGGCGUUUGCCACGUUGCUCUCGCCCAGGAGGGCCACACUAGGCCUGGAGAGGUAUUGUUUGGGACGGACUCGCACACGUGCAACGCGGGUGCAUUCGGGCAGUUCGCGACGGGCAUCGGCAAUACAGAUGCGUCGUUUGUCAUGGGUACCGGGAAGCUGCUGAUCAAGAGCCCGGCCUCCAUGCAAUUUGCGCUUGAGGGGGAGAUACCAGACCACCUUCUAGCCAAGGUGACAUUUGCAGGGGGCGCGCAUGUUUAA